GCUUUUGGUUGUGUGUGCAGUUUUUUGAGGUUAUUUGUGUCAGAGCAAUGGCUGCAGAAAGGGAUGAGCUUCUUGAGGAGCUUUUUGGACUCAUCAUCUCCUUGGAGGAAGAAGGCCAGCUGGACACCCGUUUCAUGGAUAACUAUACUAUGAAACUGGCUCAUGACUCGACCUUUUUCCUCGAGUUGGUUGUAACGUUCUGCGAAGAAGUUCAAGAUGCACUACGCGAUCUGGGUUCUGCUUUGGAAGACCGUUUAGUGUGCUAUGGGGAAGUGUAUGAUCACUAUAAAAAGCUUAAAGGAAUUAUAGAAAGUUUUGGUGCUUCGGCGAUGGGGCGGAAUCUCGAAGAACUCCUCCACAGCAUCCUAGAUACCUCCAGAAGAGAGUGCAUCUUGGCACAUCUUCGUUUGCAUCGGGGGUUAGAGAAUCUGCGUCCGCACUUGAGACGUAUCACCAGGCUUGAGCGCAGGAUUAUCUACCUUGAGCGUACCCUUGCGGGAGAUUUCAAUGACGACGAGUAAAACCAGAUGUUCCGUGUCUUAUCAAGGCCCAUAACCCAAGGGUCUGAGCAUCUGAACUUGCUCUACUUUUGCUGUUCUGCUGUUUCGUGUCCAAGCAUCCAGACUUGCUCUUUGUAUAACUAAUGUCGCUUGUGCGUUGAGUGGCUGAACUUCUCUUUGUUGGUGUGGCUAUCCUAUAAAUAGAACC
Rhodamnia argentea is the source of this 708-nucleotide messenger RNA. RefSeq lists its product as uncharacterized. The record is from RefSeq and is a predicted model, not a curated record. The coding region runs from base 48 to 521 and encodes 157 amino acids. The transcript has 6 exons. Lineage: Eukaryota; Viridiplantae; Streptophyta; Magnoliopsida; Myrtales; Myrtaceae. Gene Ontology annotation, biological process: cytokinin-activated signaling pathway; phosphorelay signal transduction system; phosphorylation. Gene Ontology annotation, molecular function: protein histidine kinase binding; histidine phosphotransfer kinase activity. Gene Ontology annotation, cellular component: cytoplasm; nucleus.